AUCUUUGUCAAUCCAUUUAAUUGCAUUGUUUAAUAGUUUUUGUUACAUUUUUGUGGAGUUAUUAUUUAUAUCAUUAUGUUUCAAUUGUUAAGUGACAUAUUCACUCUAACUUUCUGGCAACACUAGAGGAAUUGUUGAAAAGGCGCAUUUAGAAAGGAACGAGUGCAGUGUUUUGUGAACAGCUCUUAUAAUAAAUUGGAAAGAUGGUGCAUUUAAGUGUAUUAAAUAAAGCAACAAGAUUGCAAAGGAUGCUUAUGCCUUUAAGUGCUCACUGCUCCAUUGUCGCCUGCAGCGCUGAUGCCUCCACAUUGCUAAUCCAGCGAUAUCGUGCGCAUUCGCAGCUAAACCAAUGUAGCAGUUAUAUGUCACUUGUACUCGCCGCUCCUACACAUUUUUCGCACACAACAACCACCACUUCAAUUCUUCACGUAAAUGCCACACGCUUCAAGUCCACCACAUCCAUUAGCAACGUUGACAGCUCGGAAUCCAUAGACAAGUUUCGCGAACGUGAAGAGCAGAGAGAGCGUGAAUAUGAAGAAAAGAAAUCACCUGAGGAGGCGCAGGCAGAGGAUGAGGCAAAACGUGCAAAAAUAGAUGCCAUACGGGCUCAAAUCCUAGAAGCAGCCCUACCACAUGUACCUACACUAGGUUGGACGCGUAAUGCCAUUGCGAAAGGCGCUGAAGAAGCUGGCUUCCCCAGCGUGGUGCACGGUAUGUUCCCUGAUGGCGGAUAUGCGCUUGUCGCCUACUUUUAUGGCAAAUGCAAUGAUGAAGUUGUACGCCGCUUACAGGAGGAGACACAAAACGGCAAGUUGGCCGUUGGUGAUCCAUUGGACUUUUUGGUACGCGCUGUGCGCACUCGGCUAGAAAUGGUUAUCCCAUACAAGGCACAAUGGUCACAAGCAUUAGCGCUGAUAGCGUUGCCACAGAAUGCCGCCACUUCGUUAGCUCAGGUUUUGACGCUGGUCGAUGAUAUUUGUUAUUAUGCUGGCGAUCGGUCUGUAGAUUUUGGCUGGUACACACGUCGCAUUGGCUUAGCUACAAUUAUGAAAAUGACAGAACUGUUUAUGCUGCAGGACAGCUCAGCAGACCACGGAAACACUUGGGAGUUCCUAAGGAAUCGUAUGGACGAGGCGGUGCAAAUACAAUCAAUACUCUCUGAAACUGAGGGAAUGACUCACAGUUUUACACGUUCGUUUAAUUCGGCUUUUAUAACGGCACGCAAUAUAUUGGGCGUCGAUUACAGGCGUAGGUAAAGCUCGGACACGAAAUUGAAGAUUCCAAAUUUGUAGGUUGACAACAUAACAGAGGUUUAAUGUAUGCAGAGCACAUGGAAAUAGUCAUAUAAUUUAGCUGUUAAACAAUUUGUUAAUAAUAAUUUUUUUUUAUUAACAUCAAAGUCAUAAAACCAGUGAUAAACUGUUUUCUUUAUUAAUGUGAAAAGAAAUUUCCUAAAUUACUUAGCGUUAAGUAUUAAACAUAGAUAUAACAUUAUUUAGCUUUUCGCUAAUGAGCUGAUACCAAAUUACUUGUAGUUAUACAUAUGUAGAUAUUUAUUUUUAAUUAUGGUUUUAGUUUAUUUUGUUUGUAUGAUUGUUUCGAUGUGUGCAUUAACGUAAAUUUCGUGAAAUUCACAACCAUUUGCCAUAUGUUUAUUUUGCGAUUACUGCAAUAACGAUGUUUGCACUUGCACCGAUCCAGCAACAAAACUAUAUAAAACUUUACCCACCUAACAAUGUGUAAAUUAAACGCCGUAGAAGCUUAAUUGCACAAAGCCUAUUGUUUAUAUAUUAUCUCGAAAUUCAGAAUUAUUAAACUACUACCGGCACGUACAAGAAAUGAAAGCAACUUAAAGAGACUAUGUGGAACUUAAGUGCUUCAAUAUUCAAAGUUUAUGUCGUUAUGGAUUAUUUGUGUGUACAUAGAUGUUAUAUAACAGAAUUUUACAAGAAAUAAAAAUAAAACAAUGAAAAAACAGAUAUACUGCUUAAA
This is a messenger RNA of Bactrocera oleae (olive fruit fly), 1992 nucleotides long. It is a transcript of the gene Coq9, whose product is annotated as ubiquinone biosynthesis protein COQ9, mitochondrial. Gene Ontology annotation, molecular function: lipid binding. Gene Ontology annotation, cellular component: mitochondrial inner membrane. Gene Ontology annotation, biological process: ubiquinone biosynthetic process. The record is from RefSeq and is a predicted model, not a curated record. Lineage: Eukaryota; Metazoa; Arthropoda; Insecta; Diptera; Tephritidae.